Anopheles coluzzii is the source of this 6274-nucleotide messenger RNA. RefSeq lists its product as uncharacterized. The record is from RefSeq and is a predicted model, not a curated record. Lineage: Eukaryota; Metazoa; Arthropoda; Insecta; Diptera; Culicidae. The transcript has a single exon. Gene Ontology annotation, molecular function: nucleic acid binding. The coding region runs from base 640 to 5877 and encodes 1745 amino acids. Gene Ontology annotation, biological process: DNA integration.
AAAAAAACCUAAAAUCAUUAAUGUAUUCAUAAAUAAAUGUUAAAUAUGAAAAAAGUGUUCACUUAAAUCCCAUCAAAGUAUAAACAUGCUUACUUCCUUGCCCUCCAUAUGGCGUAAAACAACAAAUGACUACAAACACAGCAGCUGUUGGAAUUAGAAUAAUUAUUUUCGAACAUAAAUUUGAAUUGCAUAAAACAAAGCGUUAGGAAACUAAGAUUAGGUUAUAAACUACUCGACGUUAGAAACUGCUCGAUCUACACGAAUUAUGAACUGCAUGAAAUAUUAUAUACAAAAAAGGACAAACGAAUAUACAGUUGCAAACCGACCAGCGAAAAAGGUGUACACUUUCCCAUUCAAAUUUCCUCCAAAUAUCACAGCCAGCCCCUUUUCGUGAAUAUAUUUCACAUUUUUGGUCCUUCGAACCGGAUCGUGAUAUACGGAGAAGAAAUAAGUUUCAUUCUGCAUCAAGAGUGGAAUUCGGUAUUCGUCGUCAAGUGUGCAAGUCAUUCCGUGACAAUUCCCGCCAUCGCAUAUCGCCCCGCAUCAAGGGCAACGGUCGGUUACACGCCAUCAUUUUGAAUUUCGCGCAAUCGCUUUGUUCGUUAUUUUCGUGUGAUAUCGCAGUAUUUUCUUUGUGCAAUGGAUAAGAAAAUUAAAACAGUGCAACUGAAAAAGAGGAUCGCCCUGGAGAACAUAAAAUCGCUGGAACGGUUCCAGGCGAAAUAUUCGAGUGAUGAUGCCAAGCAGAUUCCGGAGGUGUUAGAAGAUCUGGCGAAACAUAAGGAAGAGUUUUUCACCGCAGUUUCGAAACUGGAAGAGCUUGAAGAUAAAGACGAAGCGGUCGAAGCCAGCAUAAUGGAACGGAUCGACAUUGAAGAACGCUGUCGCAAGCUAAAAUCAUUUCUACGGGAAAGACAGCCAAAGGAAGAAGGUUCGCUCAACGAUACAACGGGCUUGGCUUCCUCAACGCUUGCAUUCGGUCGACCCCACGCGCCAAAUUUACGUUUGCCCAAAAUCGAACUUCCAACAUUUGACGGAGAUCACACAAAAUGGCUUUCUUUCCGAGAUCGCUUCAUCGCAAUGAUCGACGCUUCAGCCGAGCUUCCAUCUAUCGCGAAGCUACAAUACUUACUGUCAUCGUUGAAGGGGGACGCGGCGGUACCCUUCGAGCAUACACCUUUAACGGCGGACAACUAUUCGGUUACCUGGGCGGCGCUUCUUAAACGGUACGACAAUUCUCGUCUUUUGAUUCGCGAAUACUAUCGCAAAUUGCACUACCUUCCGGGAGUGCAAUUGGUGUGCGUUGACAAGCUCACGCACCUGGUGGAUGAAUUCACCCGCUUCGUCAACGGGUUGAAAAAGCUGAACGAACCGGUUGACUCGUGGGACACACCCCUCUCAAACAUGCUGCUGAUGAAGUUGGAUCGAGAGACAUUGUUGGCUUGGGAGAAACAUUCCGUGCACUUCACGACGGACAAAUAUAAGGAUGUGAUCGACUUCGUGCAAGAUCGUAUCCAAAUCUUGAAAUCGACCAACAACUUCGUGAAGGAUCAAGCAGCUAGUGGUAUCAAGGUGGCCGGUCUCAUUCGUCAACCAGGGCAACGGAGAUUCAUCGCGAAUGCAGCUACAUCUCGCUCGGCUCCUGCUGCGUCGACUGCGCACACCCAACAGCCAAAGUGUCCAUUGGAGUGUUCCGAAGACCACACACUGCGCAACUGUCCAGUGUUCAUCGCCAAGGAGGUCCAACAGCGACGGGACGUCGUCGCAUCGAAGCGGCUGUGCUGGAACUGUUUGAGCAGCAAUCAUCAGGUUAGAGCGUGCAAGUCGGAUUAUUCGUGUCGCACGUGUCGUGAGCGUCAUCACACACUUCUACAUCAUUCACCACCCUAUGCUCCACCCGCAACGGUAACAUUGUCAGCUCAGUCGAAUGAAGACAAUGUGUUUCUGGCGACGGCAAACAUCCAGAUCAAGGAUGACUACGGGAACACCCAUGAAGCAAGGGCGUUGUUGGAUUCGGGAUCCAUGUCGAAUUUCAUCGCUGAGGAGUUCGCACGGAAACUGCUGACGAGUCGCAAAAGGGUCAACGUCGCUGUAUCGGGCAUCGGCAAUGCAGUACAGCAGAUCAAGGGUUCCAUCGUCGCUACCGUUCAGUCCAAGACACAACCCUUCGCAACGGAGAUGACUUUCUUGGUUCUGGACACGCCAUCCGCAAACAUCCCUACAUCACCAACGGACGUCUCUUCAUGGAAAAUGCCGGACGUGGCAUUGGCGGACAGCACCUUUAACAGUCCGGGGCAAAUCGACAUCGUCAUCGGAGGCGAUACGUUCUGGGAGCUCCACACCGGUCGCAAGCGCUCUAUCGGUAGAGGCAAACCGUGGCUGGUCGAAACCCACUUUGGUUGGGUUGUCACCGGCAACACUCAUCAUUCGUCAGUCGGUCCGCGGCUGUGCCAUCUAUCUGCAUACGACACCCCACUGGAGGAGACCAUGCAGCGGUUCUGGGAGAGUGAAACCAUAGCCGAGGAUCCUGUGCUAUCGGUUGAGGAGAAUGCUUGCGAGAAGCAUUUCGCAGCAACAACUGUUCGCAACUCAAGUGGAAGGUAUGUCGUUAGUUUGCCAUUUAACUCCAACCCUAAUAUCGUUUUAGGAGAGUCGAAGGAAAUAGCCGAUCGCAGACUGCGUUCUAUCGAACGGCGGUUGAACACCAAUGCUAAAAUGAAAGAAGAGUAUGUGAAAUUUAUGAAAGAAUAUGAGCAUUUGGGGCAUAUGAAGCGGCUUACCAGUCCUGCAAACGAUUCGGUAGAGCAUUACUACCUCCCACAUCACGCUGUCGUUAAAGAGUCAAGCACAACCACGAAGGUGCGUGUCGUGUUCGAUGCAUCCUGUAAGACUUCGAGUGGUUACUCAUUGAACGAUAAACUCUUAGUGGGACCAGUCGUUCAAGAAGAUCUUUUAUCGAUUAUCCUUCGGUUUCGUUCUCGUGCCAUUGCUCUCACUGCAGACGUAGAGAAGAUGUAUCGGCAAAUUUUACAUAGCCCUCAUGACCGUAACUAUCUACGCAUCCGGUACAGAGAACAUCCUGCAGAUCCUAUAUCGACCGUUGAGCUACAGACGGUUACGUACGGCACAGCCUCUGCUCCAUUUUUGGCAACCAGGACCCUCAAACAGAUUGCUCUUGACCACAAGGAAGAGUAUCCUUUGGCAAUGAACGCGGUCAUGAACGAUUUUUACGUAGAUGAUUUGCUAACGGGUACCGAUGAUUUGUCCGAAGCAAUCGUUAUACAAAGGCAAAUCUCAGACAUGCUAAAUUCAGCUGGUUUCACGCUGAAGAAAUGGGCAUCGAACCGCUCCGAAGCAUUGAAGAACGUUCCUUCAGAAGAUGUGGCGGUACAACUCUCGCACGAGUGGAAGAGCUCGAAACAAGUAUCCACACUAGGCAUCGUUUGGGAACCGGCAACUGAUACACUACGGUUUCGUAUUGAGAUACCACCUACAACACCCUGCAUGACGAAAAGGUUAAUUUUGUCAUAUAUCGCCAAGAUAUUUGAUCCCCUCGGGCUACUGGGCCCAACGAUCAUCAUCGCAAAGAUGUUCAUGCAGCAACUAUGGGCUCUCAAGAUUCAUGGAAAGGCAUAUGACUGGGACAGCGAGCUACCAUCGCACUUACAGCAUGAAUGGUCGAAAUUUCACUCUACAUUAUCUUCACUACGCAAUUUGACAGUCCCACGGUACAUAUCGCAAUGCACGGCAACAAGUCUGCAAAUUCAUAUCUUUGCUGACGCAUCACAACUAGCAUAUGGUGCUUGUUGCUACAUUCGGGCUGAAAGCAUGGAAGGAGUCACCGUGCAGCUGCUAACAGCCAAGUCAAAGGUCGUUGCGUUAUCCAAUUCACAUUCCAUAGCUCGAUUGGAAUUAUGUGCAGCACGACUAGCCACACUUCUUUACGAGAAAGUCCAGCAAUCACUGAAAAUUUCUGCUACCACCAUCUGUUGGACCGAUUCCAUGACUGUCCUUCACUGGCUGAAUUCAGCACCAAAUCGAUGGAAGCCCUUCGUUGCAAACAGGGUUGCAAAAAUUCAGCACACAGCUGGAAUACAAUGCUGGAAGCAUGUUCCAGGCUCGGACAAUCCAGCAGACGACAUUUCGCGAGGUUUAACGCCGGAAAAGUUGCUAGUGUGUGAGCGCUGGUGGCACGGGCCACAUUGGUUAGCACGCAACUCGGAAGAAUGGCCACAGAACACACCAUCACCAAGCGAAGAUGAGAGCGCAGAAGAAGAAAAACUAUCGUCACGGGUUGCAAGCACAGCAUUAAUCUGCGAAUUUCGAAACAGUUUGUUCUCACGAUUUUCGAUCUACCACAAACUGCAAAGAGUUGUUGCACAUUGUUUGCGCUUUAUACAAAACGCAAAGCGCCGCGUAGGAAACAAGGUCCAUGCUAAGGAUAUCCCACCGCUCACUGUAGACGAACUCAAGGCGGCAGAACUCAAGUUGUGUUAUCUUUCGCAACAAGACACCUUUUCCGAGGAGUUACAACACCUGCAGAAGGGCAAAGAGAUUCCGAAGAACUCCAAACUGAAAUGGAUUUCCCCUUUCAUAGAUACGCAAGGUAUUCUGCGCAUUGGUGGCCGGCUCAGUAACGCACAUCUGUCGGAAUCAGAAAAACACCCGGUAAUAUUAUCAUCGAAACAUCCACUGUCCGCACUACUAGCUGUUUCGAUACACUUGAGUAAGCUGCAUGCUGCACCACAACUGCUUUUAACAACACUACGCCAAAGCUUUUGGAUAAUUGGCGGUCGCAAUUUAUGCAAGUCUGUGUACCACAGUUGCCACGCAUGUUUUAAGGCCAAACCCACACUUAUUAAGCAAAGUAUCGCCGAUUUGCCAACAUCACGAGUCACACCAACAAGACCAUUCUCAGUAUGCGGAGUAGACUAUUGCGGACCAAUCUAUAUAAAACAAACCAUACGCAACAGAAGUCCGAUUAAAGCAUACAUCGCCAUAUUUGUAUGUUUUUCAACAAGAGCGGUACAUAUCGAACUGGUUGGCGAUUUAACAUCAACAGCAUUUAUCAAUGCACUUCGUCGUUUGAUUGCACGUCGUGGUCAAAUCAGUGAACUGCAUUCCGACAAUGCAACCACCUUUAAGGGAGCGGCACAUGAGCUGAAUCGCGUCUACAAGAUGCUAAAGAGCGACGAACACGAUCGAGCUGCUAUAUUUGAUUGGUGCGCGAUGAAUCAUAUGAAGUGGAAGUUUAUCCCACCAAGAGCACCACAUUUUGGAGGUUUAUGGGAGGCGGCGGUGAAGGCAGCUAAAAAGCAUAUAGUCAGAACAAUAGGAACAACAAGCAUCACACAGGAGAGCAUGCUUACCCUACUUGCCCAGGUAGAGCAAUGUUUGAAUUCGCGACCAAUUACACCUCUAUCCGAUGAGCCGUCGGACUUGGAACCAUUGACACCGGGACACUUCCUCGUCGGUGGCAAUCUGCAAGCGGUACCAAUCAUCGAUUACACCGAGACACCGAGCAACUAUUUGAGGGAAUACCAGUUGGUACAAAAACAUCUGCAAACCAUUUGGGCUCGAUGGUAUCCGGAGUACCUGCAGCAGUUACAAGCUCGAGCCAAAUAUUGCAACGGGAAAUCAGCGGUUCUGAAAGAAAAUACACUGGUGAUUAUUAAGGAAGACAAUGUACAUCCUACCUCGUGGCCGAUGGGGCGCAUCGUUGCAGUACACCCUGGAAAGGACGAUGUUGUUCGCGUCGUUACACUGCGCACUGCUUCAGGGAAGCAAAUCGUCCGCGCAGCUAAUCGUCUGGCGGUUUUGCCUAAUCCGGACGUAAUUAGCAACUUAGAGCAGAAGGAAACCACUGGCACUGAGUAACGCGCAGCUGCAAGCCACGCGACAUUGUUUACAUUUCGCACUCAUGGCAGAACAAGAUACACGCAACACACAUUCACACAUCUACACACACGAGCAGUAUGAUAGGAGAUAAGCGUCAGGUUCAAGAGUCGAACUGUUUUUGAAUUCUUUUUUGAAAUCAUUUUUGGAUUUAUAUUUUGCAUGAAAUUUAAAGAAGUUCUUCUUUGGUGGCCGGGAAUGUUGGAAUUAGAAUAAUUAUUUUCGAACAUAAAUUUGAAUUGCAUAAAACAAAGCGUUAGGAAACUAAGAUUAGGUUAUAAACUACUCGACGUUAGAAACUGCUCGAUCUACACGAAUUAUGAACUGCAUGAAAUAUUAUAUACAAAAAAGGACAAACGAAUAUACAGUUGCAAACCGA